AUGUAUUUUGACCAUAACCUUUAUUAUACUCUCAACAGUAUAGACAACAAAGGAAUUGAUAAUCCAGAUCAACGCAUAACACAGGAUGUGGAAAAGCUGUGUAGAUUACUGGCUACCAAAAUCACACCAUCAUUGCUGAUAGCACCUUUUGUUAUAGGAUAUUAUACUUAUAAGACGUGGCAGAGCGCUGGCGGAUUUGGUGUAGGAAUUAUUUACAUAUUUUUUGUUAUUGGCCUUGUUCUUAAUCGCAUACUGAUCUCACCAGUUACAAAGUGGGCUGCCAAAGUGGAGAAAGCCGAGGGAGACUUCCGCGCUGGCGGAUUUGGUGUAGGAAUUAUUUAUAUAUUUUUUGUUAUUGGCCUUGUUCUUAAUCGCAUAUUGAUCUCACCAGUUACGAAGUGGGCUGCCAAAGUGGAGAAAGCUGAAGGAGAUUUCCGAUUCAAACACGUGUCUGUGAGAAACAACGCUGAAGAGAGUGCCUUCUAUCGUGCCGCAAGUUUUGAGAAAACUACCUGUGAUGAAGCUUUCAUGGCAUUAUGGAAUAGACAACUAAGAUUUGUUUUGUGGCAAUUUCCUACUCAAGGUUAGAA
Messenger RNA from Cylicostephanus goldi, 590 nucleotides. The record is from the annotation of a GenBank genome assembly. Lineage: Eukaryota; Metazoa; Nematoda; Chromadorea; Rhabditida; Strongylidae.